Molecule: messenger RNA, 714 nt
Organism: Solanum dulcamara
Lineage: Eukaryota; Viridiplantae; Streptophyta; Magnoliopsida; Solanales; Solanaceae
Exons: 3
Coding region: 1-714 (237 amino acids)
Source: RefSeq, a predicted model, not a curated record
AUGACUCGAGUAUUCAGGCCUUAUCUUGAUUCCUUUGUGAUUAUAUUCAUCAAUGAUAUACUGGUAUACUCAUGGAGUAGGGAGAAGCACAUGCAGCAUUUGAGGGUUGUGCUCCAGACUUUGAGAGAUCAGCAACUUUAUGCUCAAUUCUCAAAGUGCGAGUUUUUGUUAGAGUCUAUGGAAUUUUUGGGAAAUGUGGUGUCCAGAGAGGGUAUUAGGGUGGAUCUAGUAAAGAUUGACACUAUUCGUGAUUGGGCUAGGCCUAUAUCUAUUAUGGAGAUUCAGAGCUUCAUUGGAUUGGCUGGUUAUGGGAGUGCGUCGACCCUUGCGCUUCGAGGUGGGAGAUUGGGUACUCUUGCGUGUAUCGCCCUUGAAGGGCGUGAUGAGAUUUGGCAGAUAGGAGUUGGAGAGGUUGCUUAUGAUUUGGCUUUGCCACCAGCAUUUUCAGCUAUACACUCUGUUUUUCAUGUUUCUAUGCUGCGCUGGUACAUUCCACAAGAGUCUCACGUGCUUCAGUAUGAUUCUGUUGAGUUGGAUGAUCAUCUGACCUUUGUUGAGGAGCCGAUUUCUAUUCUAACCAGAGAUGUUCACCAGAUUCGUUCUAAGUCCAUCCCUAUGAUUAAGUCCAAUGGUGCCAUUAUCCGAUUGAAGAGGCUACAUGGGAGACCGAGCAGGAUAUGUGGGAGUAGUUCCCCAACUUAUUUGACCCUCUAG